Molecule: messenger RNA, 1653 nt
Organism: Heterostelium album PN500
Lineage: Eukaryota; Evosea; Eumycetozoa; Acytosteliales; Acytosteliaceae
Product: putative actin binding protein
Exons: 4
Coding region: 1-1653 (550 amino acids)
Biological process (GO): regulation of actin filament polymerization
Cellular component (GO): cortical actin cytoskeleton; actin filament; site of polarized growth
Molecular function (GO): actin filament binding
Source: RefSeq, a predicted model, not a curated record
AUGGAUUUUAAAUCAUCGAUUGAAGCUCAUAAAUGGACAAUAAUAGAUAAAGAUCUUACAAUAUUGGAGCACGGAAAUGAUAUCAACCAACUCACAAAGAAUUGUCAAUCUGACAAUUAUUUUUUCGUUAUUAUAAAGACUGCCGGAUCAUUGCUUUUGUCCGGUCAAAAGUCAAUAUACACUUCAUAUUUCCUUGCCUUUUGGGUUGGAAAUAGAGUACCAAAGGAAAAGAGUACCAAAGUACAAGAUAAUUUACCUGCAAUUAUUCAAAAUGCUAUUAAAUAUGUUAGAAUAGAAUAUGUUCAUCAUAUUUUUACUUCAUAUGAUAGUGAAGCCAAGUUUUAUAGAAAUGUUGACGCUGCCAGAUAUAUCGAUGCUGAAUAUUUUGACCAACUUCCAACUUUAAAGUCUCAACAAUGGUUCGUCUUUGGAUACAACUCUGAAAGACAAGUACAAUCAUACCAAGGAAACUCUGUAGAUAAUCUUCAAAAAGUAUUCAAUGAACAUCAUUCAAAUGUCAUUCUAUUUAAAAAGACUGAUGAAGAAUUUGUUUUUAUUGUUUGGGAAGGUAAUCUUACAAGACCAAUUGAGAAAGCCAAGUUCCCAGCUUUUCUUUCUUUUAUUUUCUUAAACUUCAAAGACAUUCACAAGAAGAUGAAACUCGUCAAGUAUACAUCGGCAGAGGAAUUUGAAUUGCUCUCCAAUAUCUUGAAGUGCUCUUCACCAACACUGCUUGAUAACCGUAACAACAAUUUGUAUCUCGCUCUCAGUCCAAACAUUUCCAACAGUAUCCGUCCACGUCUCGGUAAGGAAACAACAUGGGCCACUCUCAGAACCACCCAUUUGAAAUCCUACGAAUCCACACCGAUUCGUGAUUUCACCUCGCCAAUCAAGACUGAAACCAAGACACGUUCCUCGCCAUCCACACCAAGAUUUGAUUCGCCAGUCAGAAUUCAAUUCUCGCCAAGCAAGUCUCAAUUGAUUCCAAACACACCGACACCGACACCAACACCAACCAUCACUGUUGGCGCCAACACUCCAUCGCCUGUCGUUGUCACCGCCGUCGCCAACACCAACAGCAACACACCAUCACCAAUCACCGAUAGAAUUGUUAUGAACGACGCUUUGAUUGACUCGCCAUUGGACAGCAAUCUGCCAAAGUCUGUAAUUGACGACGUUGUCUAUGCGGGAUUUGACGAGAUCGCUCACAAAGUAGACCUCUUCAACGCCGGUGAAAUCAACUGGAUUCUCAUUGGCUAUUGCAGUAGUCGAUGCAAGUCACUUACACUCUUGGGAACCGGAAACAGAGGUAUCAACGAGAUGAAAGAGUUGCUCAAAGACGAAUCCACAGCUUUCGGUGUGCUGAAGGUCAACUACACCGACACACGUUCCUCCGACAACAAAGAGGUUGCCGUCGACUCGAAGCGCACCAAGACCAUCUUUAUCCAGUGGCUGGGUAAGAAGUCAAAGGCAUUGGAGAAAGCACGUAGAAACACUCAUAUCAAGCCAGUCUACAACAUGUUCAAACAAAAGACAUUGGUUCACGGUGAGAUUGAGGCCGACGAGUUUGAUGAUCUCUCUGCCAGCACCAUCCUUCAAAAGGUAACAAGUUUCCGUAAUGACAUUCAAUUCAAACAAAUUAUUGAAGCAUAA